Molecule: messenger RNA, 1337 nt
Organism: Andrographis paniculata
Lineage: Eukaryota; Viridiplantae; Streptophyta; Magnoliopsida; Lamiales; Acanthaceae
Product: mitochondrial outer membrane protein porin 2-like
Exons: 7
Coding region: 194-1024 (276 amino acids)
Biological process (GO): monoatomic anion transmembrane transport
Cellular component (GO): mitochondrial outer membrane
Molecular function (GO): voltage-gated monoatomic anion channel activity
Source: RefSeq, a predicted model, not a curated record
GAUAAAAUCGUCAAAAGAAAUUGGAAGAAUCUCUCUCGCCGUUUACAUCUCUGCGAGAAAUCGGAUCGGCGAAGGUGCUCCCCAAAAUCGAUCUAUCAAUCAAUCAUCGCUGCACCUCCUCCUAUUCUGCAGUCUUCCGCAACUUUCUUCUGCAAUCUUGCCCAUAAAUUGACCGACAGAUCUAGGAAGGAAAAUGAGCAGCGGACCAGGAUUGUUUCUCGACAUUGGCAAGAAAGCCAAAGAUCUGCUGACCAGGGACUACCUGUCGGAUCACAAGUUCUCGGUCUCCACCUACAGCGAGUCUGGAGUGGCCCUUACAACAUCGACAGUGAGAAAAGGAGGCUACACAUCUGGAGAUGUGGUUGCGCUCUACAAAUACAAGAACACUGCCACCGAACUGAAAGUUGAUACCGAAUCAAACAUCUUGGCAACUGUGACUAUUGCGAAUAUCAUCCCCUCGUCGAAAACUGUUGCCACCAUAAAACAUCCUUUAUACCAAUCUAGCAAGUUGGAAUUUCAAUACUUCCACCCCCACGCAUCCCUCACUGCAGCCGUCGGCCUGAACCAAACUCCCGCAAUCGAUUUUUCUGUCACCCUCGGCACUCCCACCUUUGCUUUAGGCGCAGAGGCGGGUUACGAAACCACUUCUUCCAAGUUAACAAAAUACACUGCAGGCAUCUCCGUGACGAAACCAGAUUCGUGCGCUUCUGUAAUUUUGGGAGACAAAGGCGACACCAUAAAGGCGUCGUACGUGCACUAUUUAGAUCAAUCCAAGAGAAGUGCUGCUGUGGGAGAGAUUUCCAGAAGAUUCUCGACGAACGAGAACACAUUCACAGUCGGAGGGUCUUGCGCCAUCGACAACCUGACUCAGGUGAAACUGAAGCUGAACAAUCAUGGCUCUCUUGCCACUGUUCUCCAGCACGAAGUCAUCCCCAAAUCGCUUGUGACCAUAUCCAGCGAGUUCGACACCAAGGCCUUGGAUAAGACCCCGAGGUUCGGUGUAGCGCUUGCUCUGAAGCCAUGAGUAUGUUUGCAGCAGGUUCGAUUUUUAUUUUUUUCCCUCUCCUCUUUAUUUUUAUUCUUGAGUUUGCUUUGGAAGGAAAGCCAAUAAUCAUGGAAACUGAUCUCGAUCUUCUACACAUUUUUGCAUUGAUUUGUAAGGAUGGGGAAAACAUGUUAUUGCCCUCGUCCUGUUGGUGAUUUUUCUUUCUCUAUGUGUUCUUUAAGAGUUUUUUUAUUUUCAUGGAAACUUAUAAUUAUUAUUAUUAUUAUCAUAAUUUUUGUAAGGUUACACUUCACAAAUAUUGCUUGGAGGGCAUUUAUGUUCAUUGCCUACA